AUGGAUUUUGCAAUACGAGUCUCCGAAUUUCACCCCGAAUUUUGGCCGUACCUCGAAAACGGAACUAAUAUUUAUCCGUUCCAGCUGACGAGACGGCUGGGAAAACUCCCGGACAGCCUCGAAUUCACACUAAAGCACAAGAUUGAGGGCUUUACUGUCGAUUUAUUCUUCCUCUACGAUGACAAGAAUAUUACUUACAUAACCUCACAACAUGGAAAUUUGAAACGAGUUCGAUUCGUGUAUCCAAGGGAGCUAUUCGAAGAAACCUGCUCCGCCGAGCUACAUGGACACAUUUUCUAUGUGCCCUGCCGAGCCGAAGAGGUUAUUGAGCAAGAAUACAACAAAACAUGGACCAAAGAAAUCGUCGCCGAGAAAUUCGCCGUGGACCGCCUUUGGCUGUUCCAGCAGCACAACGCAGUUAUGAUAUCCGCCCUCGCCUGUCUCAUGGAGCUUCCGAUCGUACUUGGAUUCUUGGCCGCAUUCUUGCCGCUACUCGUCUAUGCAGCGCAGAAACCACAAAAACGAACAGGCGCUCGUGGCAAUGAGUUGCCCUUCCUCUCGUGCAGCGGUUGCUGGCUACCGUACAGCAAAGGAAACUCUGCAUCCCGAACCCCAAUGAUGUUGAGAAAUGGUACGAUCCGAUGCUCCCGCUGCGUCCAAUACAGCGGGGCCCCUGCCGCCAAAACAGCUGAAUUCAUCACCGAGAUCCUAUCCUCUACGCCAAUCGAGCUAGAAACCGGAAGCUGGUUCUGGAUCUGCAAAUUCUUUCCUUUGAGCUGUCGCAGCUGCCUGGGGACGGAGCAUCUGAUCGUACUUUCCUGCGGCCACAUUAGCUGUGAAGGCUGCCGACGUCGCUGUCUGGAGUGUGGGUAUGGUACCCGAGCAGAGGUUGGCGGGGAGCUGAUGCAGUUUUAUGAAGCGUACGCAAAGGUAACCACUGACCUCACACAAGCUGUCCGUCUUCGAAGCCUCGACUCCGUGCGCCGAUGCUCCAAUUGCCCACGCGAGGAUUGGCUCGGGGAGACGGUCCACUGUCAAGGAUGCUCGACAUCUCUCUGUGGAUUCUGCGCCGUGACGCAACACGCAGAUCACGCCAUCGAGCCACUGUCCAGUGCUGAACUCCGGGCCAAAAAGAACCAGACCUUGGUCCAAACCCUUCGUCAAAUCCAGGAUCGAUG
Molecule: messenger RNA, 1178 nt
Organism: Mesorhabditis spiculigera
Lineage: Eukaryota; Metazoa; Nematoda; Chromadorea; Rhabditida; Rhabditidae
Source: the annotation of a GenBank genome assembly